AUGCAGUUAAUACAUGCAUUUAGCAUAUUUCUGCUAUUUUUGUGCGGAACAAAUGCAUUUUAUUCACCCUCUGAUAAUGUUGUGGAGCUAACGCCAUCCAACUUCAAUCGCGAGGUGGUGCAAAGUGAUGCCAUCUGGGUUGUUGAGUUCUAUGCGCCUUGGUGCGGACACUGCCAGAGUCUGGUGCCGGAAUACAAGAAAUUAGCCGGUGCAGUUAAGGGCGUGAUUAAAGUUGGCUCGGUUAACGCCGAUGAGCAUUCCGAACUGGGUGGCAAAUAUAACGUACGUGGCUUUCCCACGAUCAAAAUCUUUGGCGCCAACAAGCAAACACCGAUCGAUUACAAUGGCCAGCGCACAGCCAAUGCGAUUGCCGAAGCAGCUCUCGCUGAGGCUAAGAAGAAGGUUCAAGCAGCAUUCGGGGGCGGCAGCGGAAGCGGAGGCGGCAGCAAGAGUGGCUCAUCGAGCUCCGGCGAUGACGUCAUCGAGCUAACUGAAGAUAACUUUGACAAACUGGUUCUCAACUCUGACGAUAUUUGGCUGGUAGAAUUCUUUGCUCCCUGGUGCGGUCAUUGCAAGAAUCUGGCUCCAGAGUGGGCCAAGGCAGCAAAGGAACUGAAGGGCAAAGUAAAGCUUGGCGCUUUGGAUGCUACGGCGCAUCAGAGCAAGGCAGCUGAGUACAAUGUGCGUGGCUAUCCGACGAUCAAGUUCUUCCCAGCCGGCUCGAAGCGCGCCAGUGACGCUGAGGAGUACAAUGGCGGACGGACUGCUUCCGACAUAAUUAGUUGGGCCAAUGACAAGCACACUGAAAAUGUACCGCCGCCAGAACUGAUUGAGAUUACGGACGAGACCACGUUUGAUACGGCAUGCGAGGGCAAGCCCUUAUGCGUUGUCUCUGUGCUGCCUCACAUUCUCGACUGCGAUGCCAAUUGCCGCAACAAAUUCUUGGACACCUUGCGUACAUUGGGCGAGAAGUUCAAGCAGAAGCUAUGGGGCUGGGCUUGGGCUGAGGGUGGUCAACAGUUGGCGCUGGAAGAGGCCUUGGAAGUAGGCGGCUUUGGCUAUCCGGCAAUGGCAGUUGUGAACUUUAAGAAGAUGAAGUUUUCGGUGCUCAAGGGCUCCUUCUCCAAGGACGGCAUCAAUGAAUUCCUCCGCGACAUCUCCUAUGGACGUGGCCAAACGUCUCCGGUGCGCGGCGCCAAAAAACCAAAGAUCGUUAGCGUCGAUCCUUGGGAUGGCAAAAACGGGGAACUGCCCACAGAAGAGGACAUCGAUCUAAGCGAUAUUGACUUGGACGAUGAGGUCAAGGAUGAACUGUAAUAACUUAACACCAAAA
Molecule: messenger RNA, 1333 nt
Organism: Drosophila navojoa
Lineage: Eukaryota; Metazoa; Arthropoda; Insecta; Diptera; Drosophilidae
Gene: CaBP1
Product: Protein disulfide-isomerase A6 homolog CaBP1
Biological process (GO): response to endoplasmic reticulum stress
Cellular component (GO): endoplasmic reticulum lumen
Molecular function (GO): protein disulfide isomerase activity; protein-disulfide reductase activity
Source: RefSeq, a predicted model, not a curated record